Messenger RNA from Acanthosepion pharaonis, 1893 nucleotides. NCBI's taxonomy places the organism in Eukaryota, Metazoa, Mollusca, Cephalopoda, Sepiida, Sepiidae. The record is from the annotation of a GenBank genome assembly.
AUGAUCAUAACCUACCCUCUCUUUCUUUUUCUAUAUUUUCUUACACAUUCCCUCUUACUCCUUACUCUCCUUUCUCACUCACUCUCCCAUCCUCUCAGCCUUCUAUAUCUGUUACUACAUUCACUCUCUCUUCUCACCUUUACCCAUCUCUCUCAUUCUUCCUCAUUCACGUUGUUUUUCUCUUUCGUUUUUUUUUCUUUCUAUAUUUCAUCUUUCUCGUUCUCUUUGUCUACUUUUCCUUCUCUUCUUCUUCUUCUUUUCUGUCUCUUUCUCUCUCAUCCUUAUAGAUUCUCUUCAACUCUCCCUCACUCUUUCUUCUUACUCAUUCUCUCUCUCAGCUCUUUCAUGACCUCUUUCGUCUUUUGCCUUCUCUCGUUCUCUAUUCUCCCCUCCUCCCUCUCUCUCACUUUCAGCUUUCUUUCUUUCUCUCUCUCUCUCACACACACACACACCCUCACUAAUCUUUCUAUGUUCUCUUCUCUUGUUUUUUACCUCUUUCACAUUCUCACUCUUUCUUUCCUACUAUCUCUCUCUCACAUUCUCUUCCCCACUCUCUCUGUUCCUUUGUUCUUCUGCAUUGACUCCUUUUCUUCUUACGCUUUCUAUAUUUCUUUCAGCUCUCUCUUACACAUCCCCUCUCGCAUGUUUCUUAUUCUUUCUCUUGCAUAUUUCCUCUUCCGUAUCUUUUCCCACGUUCUCAUUCUCUUUAUUUUUGACUCUCUCUCUUUCUCUAAAAGAAAUGUUCUUUUCCACUACCCUUUCACUUCCAUCUUACUCUCUCUCUCUCUCUCUCUCUCUCUUUCUCGGCCUCUCUCUGUCACUCACUCGUUCAUCUUCCUAUGCUUUCUUCUUCAUUCUCUUUACUUUUCUGCUUACUCUUUCUUUCCGUCUUUCUCUCUCACACACACACACGCGCGCGCGCAGUCUCUCGUUAUUGACCUCUUCCACAUUCUUACUCUUUCUUUCAUACUGUCUCUCUCUCUCUCUCUCUCUCUUAUAAAUUCUCUCUUUCUAUUUCAGUUCUCUCGUUCUUCCACAUUCUUACUCUUUUUCUGUCUCUCUCUCUCUCUCUUUAUAAAUUCUCUCUUUCUAUUUCAGUUCUCUCGUUCUAAAACAUUCUUACUCUUUGAAAAAUUCUUUCUUUCUCUCUCUCUCUCUCUCUCUCUCUCUUAUAAAUUCUCUCUUUCUAUUUCAGUUCUCUCGUUCUUCCACAUUCUUACUCUUUCUUUCAUACUGUCUCUCUCUCUCUCUCUCUCUCUCUCUCUCUCUCUUAUAAAUUCUCUCUUUCUAUUUCAGUUCUCUCGUUCUUCCACAUUCUUACUCUUUCUUUCAUACUGUCUCUCUCUCUCUCUCUCUCUCUCUUAUAAAUUCUCUCUUUCUAUUUUCAGUUCUCUCGUUCUUGCAAACAUUCUUUCUCUUUCUUUCAUUCUGUCUCUCUCUCUCUCUCUCUCUCUCUCUUAUAAAUUCUCUCUUUCUAUUUCAGUUCUCUCGUUCUUCCACAUUCUUACUCUUUCUUUCAUACUUUCUCUCGUUCUUCCAUAUUCUUAUUCUUUCCUCUUACUCUUUCUAUAUUUCUUUCAGCUCUCUCUCUUAAACAUCCUCUCUCGUAUAUUUCUUACACUUUCUCUUGCAGCUCUCUCUCUCUUUUUGUUCUUAUUCAAAAUGCCCACUCUCUUUCUUUCUCUCUCUAAACUUUUCUUCUUUAAAAAUGAAAAAAGGAAAAAAAAUUUUUCCUACAUUCCCUUUCUUUUUCCCUUUCUCUUACUCCUUUUCGUUCUCCCUCUAUUUCCUUUUCCUUUCUCCUUUCUCUUACGCUUUUUGUCCUCUCCCUCUCUUUCCCUCUCUUUCUCUUUCACUUUUUCCUUCUCUCUUUUGUCUUCCGCUUUUGUGUGA